AUGCUUAGACGAUGCCUGCUUGCACAGCUCGUGCGCCGCUCGCCGAUUCUCUUUUCGGGGGAAAGGGAAGCGCUGUUUGAGCGCUAUAGUGAGAUUGAAAACGCCCACUCACGACGCAUUGAGGCACUGAAGAACGCUGGUCUCUUCAAUGAUGAGUGGAUUGCCACGGAAAAGGUCCAUGGCGCUAACUUUGGCAUCUACUCAACAGAACACGGAAAGACUCUUCAGUACGCAAAGCGGAGCGGCAUCAUGCCGCCGCACGAGCAUUUCUUUGGCUACCACAUACUGAUACCAGAUCUCGCAAGGUAUGCCCAGAAAGGCCGAGAACUGCUCAUGGAACAUCUCGGCUCUUCACCCAGCACCGUUAUUAUUAACGGGGAGCUCUUUGGCGGCAAGUAUGACCACCCAAGCGUGCCAAAGCGGCGGCAGAGCGUGAUGGUGGCCGGCAGGCCGCGCACCAUUACAGCUGUGCAGAACAACGCCUUCCCACAGUACUGCCCAGACCUGCACUUCUACGCCUUCGACAUCAAGUACCGGAUGACCGAGGAAGAGGAUUACUGCACUAUGACAUACGACGAAGCCCUGGCCAUCUUUGAGAAAAUUCCGGGCCUGCUCUACGCGAAGGCUAUCAUUCGAGGGCCACUGAACAAAGUGACCGCGUUUGACGUGGAGCACUUCGUCACGACAAUUCCUCCGCUGGUGGGGAUGGGCGACUACCCGCUCAAGGGAAACUGGUCGGAGGGCCUCGUGGUAAAGCACCGCCGUCGUGGCGAGCCCGGUUUCGACCCAAAGGGGCUCACCAUCAUGAAGUUGAAGUGCACUGCCUUCCAGGAGAUCUCGACCGAUCGUCGCCAGGGGCCGCGUGUAGACGAGAUGGAGGAGGUUCGGCGGCAGUCCAUCCAAGUCUCCGGCGUUCAGCUACCGGACAUGGAAAGCGUCAUUCGAGAGCCCGAGGUGCGCCAGGCGACACAGCACCUACUUAGCCACGUGUGUGAAAAUCGCCUUCAGAGUGUCCUGUCCAAAAUCGGUACCGACCCGUUCGAGACGCAGUCUAUGACUCCCAACGAGCUCUCCACGCUGCUCGCAAAAGAUGCGCUGAAGGACUUCUUGAAGGAGGUGGACGCAAAGAUCAUCAACGCACCGCUACUCAUCCGCCGCGAGAUGACCCGCUACGUUCUGUUCGAGGCGCGCAAGUACGUUGCCAGUAGAUGGAAGGACAUCCUCGGGCAGCAAAAGAAUGCAGACGGUGAGUCAUGA
Molecule: messenger RNA, 1257 nt
Organism: Leishmania braziliensis MHOM/BR/75/M2904
Lineage: Eukaryota; Euglenozoa; Kinetoplastea; Trypanosomatida; Trypanosomatidae
Product: mitochondrial RNA ligase 2
Exons: 1
Coding region: 1-1257 (418 amino acids)
Molecular function (GO): RNA ligase (ATP) activity; ATP binding
Source: RefSeq, a predicted model, not a curated record